UUGAGUGCAACAGAGAGCAGCGGAGCAAAUAGUCGGCGUACACUUGACAACCUAUAGAACGUAGAGCGCGCGCCCACAAGUGCUCACCGAUUGCUAUAAAAGCUUGCGGACGUCUAGUUGGCGGAAUCAGUCAGUCAAUUGGACACACACGACGCGGAAGAGCAAUCAGCGUAAGCGCGCGCCGCCAAUAACAAAACAAAAAUUUAAAACUUACUUACUUUUGCAUAAGCGCGUAGUGAAACAGUGCGCGCGAAAUUACAAGUUUGUGUGGGUGUGUUGCUUUAUUUGUUUUCGUAAUUCAUUUGUAAACACUUCAAGCAUGUUGGAGAGCAAAGCAAAACAAAAUAUUGUGAUAAAAAGUGUGCCUACCGACGCCGCGUCACCGGAACAACAAAAUGAAACACUUUCACCGCAAGUUUUAGACGCUUACCGUGAGUUAGCCAAACGCCAUGCGAUCGACGAUUUCGAAUUAGCUGUGCAAGCCAUAGGCGGACCUGGUGAGAAUUCCUAUGGCUCCGUGCUGAAGGUGCGUUUAACGCCUACAAGCGCGCCAACAAAGUCAGCGGCGCUGCAAACGCUGCAUACGAUACUGAAGAUCGCGCCUACAAGCCCAGCGCGCCGCGCGCAUAUGCGCGUCAAGGACAUGUACACGCGUGAAGUGUUUAUGUAUGCAAAAGUGUUUAGUGAGUUUGCCGCGCUGCAUGCCACAGCGGUAGCACGCGCACCGUUCAGUGCCGCGCCGCAAAUGUUGUACGCAACGCUGAAAAACGACGCUGAGUUUAUAAUUUUUGAGGAUUUAACCGCUGUAGCUUUUGCAAUCAACUCACGCACUAACCUACCCACAUAUGAUUUGGUGGUGUGCGCUUUUCGUGCGCUCGCGCAGUUGCAUGCAAUGUCGUUUGUAUUGCAAGCGCGUCAGCCAACGCGAUUUGCCGCGUUAGUCGCGCAAAUGGAUGAUAAUCUUUUUACGGCGGAUAUGGAGGAGGUGUCCGUAGAGUUUGGCAAGAAAUAUGUGCGACGCACGCGUCACUUGCUAGAGGCGGACUUGAAGUUGAGCGGCGAGGAUACGCCACAAAUGCGUGAGGUGCUGCUGGCGCUGCAUAAAAUUGAGGAUAAUUUUCAAGGAAUUUGUAUGAAUGCGGUAAAUGGCGCGGAAUAUGCGCCCUACUCGGUUAUAUGUCACGGCGAUUUCUGGAAUAACAACAUACUCUAUAAAUUCGAUUCCAGCAACAAGCAGCGCAACACCGCCAUCAAGGCCAAACUGAUUGACUUUCAAAUUUCGCGCUACUCACCGCCAAUCUUGGAUCUGGUACACUAUCUUUACGCCUGCACAGAGAAACCGUUACGCGAUGCGCAUUUCAAUGAAUUCAUGCAAAUCUAUUACGACACAUUGGCACAGUUCAUACGCGACUACGAAUUGGAUCCCGCUAUCCUAUAUCCCGAAGCAAUAUUCCGCCAGCAAUUACGACAAUUCGGCGUCUAUGGUUAUUGCAUGUCCGCGUUUGCGGUACCAUUCUUCGUAUCGAAUGCGAGUGAAUUACCCGAUUUGGAUAAAGUCUCCGAAGCCAUACAAGAACUCUCUUCGUCGUCGUCAUCGUCCUCAUCGGAUUGUUCAGACACAGAUGAAGCAAACGAUGACGGAAGAGGAGUACAAAGUGCAGUGGCGCAGCAGCGACAAAAGAGCAAUCACCACAAAACAAUGUCCACAAAAAGUCAAAGCGCCGCCGAGUUGGUCGAUGAACUGGAUAUUUUGACUGAGCGCACUUUACCCAUAUUUAAAAGGCGUAUGAUUGGCAAUAUUUUAGAUUUACAGAAAUACGAUAUGCUUGAAGCCAUACUGAAGUAUUAGUGGAUAACUAUAAGAGAGGAAGAGAGUAGUCAGGGUUACAGAGUAGUUAGUGUCCUAAAAAAUUAGAGAGAGAGCAAUCAGGGAGAGAGAGAGAGAGCAAUCAGGGAGAGAGAUAGAGAGCAAUCAGGGGGAGAGAGAGAGAGCAAUCAGGGAGAGAAAUCAGUCAAUCAGAGAAAGAAAUCAGUGUCUCAGAGAGAGAAAGAAAAAUCAGUGUCGCAGAGAGAGAAAGAAAAAGCAGUGUAUCUGUGAGAGAUGAAAAGCAGGGUAUCAGAGAGAGAAAGAGAAACAGGGUGGUGUGUAGCAGCUGUGAUGAAAAUAGUUAAGGGGAGUUAUGAAAAAAUAAUAAAUUGCUUAAAUUGAGCUACACAAUUGCUCCCACAAGCAUUCCAGUAAAAGAAAUUGAGAAGAGUAUUAGUAUAUAAUCGGAGCUACAGGAAGUCACUUAAUUAAGUCAAUUAGUGAUGCUUUUCCAAAAUUAAAAUUUUGAAUAUAAAAAAUUAGCUAAUUGACUUAAUUAAGUUGCUGUCUGAAACGCUCUUAAGCCUUAAACUAUUUUAAUUCGCUUCAGAAAGUCACUUACUUGAGCCGCUUAAUUGAGUCAAGUAAUGCUUAGAGUUUAUUGACUCAAUAAAGGAGCUGUCUAAAACGCUCCUAAGCCUUAAAUUAAAAUAGGCGCUUCAGUAAGACAGCUAAUUGAGUCUAUAAGUGUUUUUUCUCGCUAUUCAGUGUAAACAAAGAACUAAUUGGCUCAAUUAAGUUAUCGUCUGAAACACUUAAAAUCGCGUGUUAAUUAUAUAAAGUUUAUAAGAAAAUAAACCGUCGCAGUGACUAAACCGACAGCGCGAUCAUUUUAUAAUUAUUUUAAUAACAAAGUGCAGCGUAGUGUCUAUAGAGUGAGGCGUGAAAUUCAUUAAUUGUGUUGAUAAUUAUAUUAAAUGAUGUAUUUUUUUUUGAUUAAUUGAGGCAAUAGUAAGCACUCGCAACAGCGCUACCAAAGUGUUAUGCCUUUAUUUUGAAAGUAUUUACAUUUUUAAUAAAAGAAAAAUAGUAAAAGAUAGUGGAAAAUAUUUGCUACUAUAUUUGUUACUAUUUAUAUGUUUAUAUUGUUGUUAUAUAUCAUAUGUAGAGGUAGUGAUUAAUUAGCAGAAUUGAACAUGAUAGUUAAAUUAUGGAAAUACUGUAGAAGCUAACAAAGGUACCUAUUUUAAAGUAAACGAAAUAAAAGUUAUUAAAUUAAAGAAAAUUAAAUUAAAAAAGCGAAAGGUAAUAAAAAUUAAACAACAACUACAAAAAUGUGAUUUAAAGGUAUUGUACAAAACACAAUAAUAUUUAAAAUAACAGUAUUUGCUUGUAAUAAAACUAAUUAUUUAAAUAAAGCAAUUAGCAAAUAGCAAUAACAGU
Molecule: messenger RNA, 3250 nt
Organism: Bactrocera oleae (olive fruit fly)
Lineage: Eukaryota; Metazoa; Arthropoda; Insecta; Diptera; Tephritidae
Source: RefSeq, a predicted model, not a curated record